AACCAAUGAAAACGAGAGAAAUUACGGAAGGAAGAAAGGAAGGACAGCCUAUGCAAGGAAAUAGCAGGCGAUAAAGAAAUGGAGACAAGAAAAUUAACAGGAGCACAGAGGAAGAGAGGGCAGAGGAGAUAGCAAUGACGGUGUGGCGGCGCGGGUGCUGUGGCCGUGGCGUGUGCAGCGGCGGAGCAGCGCACGGUGUCGCUGCAGGCUCAGGAACGGCUCGGUGCGGGCGGCUCCGCCCCGGUGCGGCGGAGAGCCCGGCUGUGAGCGCGGGGGGGCGGCGCGGGCCGGGCAGCAGAGCCGGUGCGUCCGGGCGGCGGCGGGGAGCCGUGCGGGGCCCGGGCCGGGGCCGGCAGCCACAGCGGCAAGAGCGGCGAGAGCGGCAGCGGCGGCAGGGAGGAUGGGCGAGCGGUGGUGUGCGGCGGUGCUGCGGGUGCUGGUGCUGCAGGCGCUGGCCUGGGCGCUGGCGGGCGGGCAGGUGCGCUACUCGGUGGCGGAGGAAGCCAAGGCCGGCACGGUGGUGGGCCGUCUGGCGCAGGACCUGGGCCUGGAGGCGGGCGAGGCGGAGGCGCGGCGGCUGCGGCUGGUGGCUCCGGGCCGGCGGGCGAGCGUGGAGGUGAGCGGGGCGAGCGGCGCGCUGCUGGUGAGCUCGCGGCUCGACCGGGAGGAGCUGUGCGGCAAGAGCGCGCCGUGCGCGCUGCGCCUGGAGGUGCUGCUGGAGCGGCCGCUGCGCGUCUUCCAUGUGCAGCUGGAGGUCACCGACAUCAACGACAAUGCCCCCGUCUUCCCCGCCGCCCGAAAGAACCUCAGCAUCGCGGAAUUAUCUGUGCUGGGGUCUCGUUUCCCACUGGAGGGCGCGUCGGAUGCGGAUAUCGGAGCGAACGCACAGCUCUCUUAUACACUCAGCCCCAGCGAGCAUUUCUCUCUGGAUUUAGAGCGGAGUGAGGAAUACCGAGAAUCCCUGUUUCUGGUACUCACGAAAUCUCUGGACCGCGAGACGAUUCCCGUGCACCGGUUGGUGCUGACGGCGAGUGACGGGGGCCGGCCGUCUCUGACGGGCACCAUGGAGCUGGUGAUCUCGGUGGAGGAUGCGAAUGACAACGCGCCCCAAUUCAACCAGACGGUGUAUAAAGUACAACUGCCGGAGAACGCUACGGAGGGGACGUUUGUGGCGAGGGUGAAUGCCACGGAUCCGGAUUUGGGAAGUAAUGGAGAAGUGACAUUUAGUGUGAGCAAUACUUUUCCUGAAAAGGGAAUAAAUAUUUUCCUUUUAAAUGCGAAGACGGGUGAAAUUCAUUUGGCAGGCAUCGUGGACUAUGAAGAAGCUCGUUUAUAUGAGAUACAAAUAGAAGCGAGAGAUAAGGGUAUGCCCCCGCUGUCGGGUCACUGCAAGGUGGUGCUGGAGGUGCUGGACGUGAACGACAACGCGCCGGAGGUGUGGGUGACGUCGCUGUCGGUGCCGGUGGCGGAGGACGCGUCGGUGGGGACGGUGGUGGCCCUGCUGAGCGUGUCGGACCGGGACUCGGGGGAGAACGGGCGCGUGCGGUGCUGGGUGUGGCCGGCGUCGCCGUUCGGUCUGGAGGCGACGUUCGCGGGCUCGUACUCGCUGGUGCUGCGCGAGGCGCUGGACCGGGAGCGGGUGUCGGAGUACGAGGUGGAGGUGCGGGCGGAGGACGGCGGGGCGCCGGCGCUGCGCGCCAGCCGCGGGCUGCGGGUGCCGGUGUCGGACGUGAACGACAACGCGCCCGCCUUCGCGCAGGCCGUGUACACGAGGGUUCUGUUUUUCCUGUGUGGCAUUUCCACCCGAGUUGGGUGA
Molecule: messenger RNA, 1816 nt
Organism: Passer montanus (Eurasian tree sparrow)
Lineage: Eukaryota; Metazoa; Chordata; Aves; Passeriformes; Passeridae
Product: protocadherin alpha-4-like
Exons: 1
Coding region: 401-1816 (471 amino acids)
Biological process (GO): homophilic cell-cell adhesion
Cellular component (GO): plasma membrane
Molecular function (GO): calcium ion binding
Source: RefSeq, a predicted model, not a curated record